AUGGCUCAACUGAAUCUUGCAAUUGUUGGACAUGUCGAUUCGGGAAAAUCGACACUUUCAGGUAGAUUGCUUCAUCUAUUGGGAAGGAUAUCCAAAAAAGAAAUGCACAAAAAUGAGAAAGAGGCAAAGUCACAGGGCAAGGGGUCAUUUGCAUAUGCGUGGGCAUUGGAUGAGAGCGUAGAAGAAAGAGAGAGAGGAAUAACUAUGAGUGUAGCUGUUGCAUAUUUUGACUCCAAAAAAUACAAGGUUGUUGUGCUGGACUCUCCUGGCCACAGAGACUUUGUCCCGAACAUGAUCUCCGGCGCAACACAAGCCGAUGCUGCAGUACUUGUUGUUGAUGGUUCACAUGGUGCAUUUGAAGCCGGUAUGAAGGGAGGACAGACUAAGGAGCAUGCACAGAUCAUCAAAAGCUUCGGCGUCAAGCAGAUUAUAGUUGCUGUUAACAAGAUGGACGUUGUUGGCUACUCCAAGGAUAGAUUUGAUGAAAUCAAACACACACUAGGAACAUUUCUCUGGCGUUCCUGUCGUUUCGAAAAUUCUUCGGUGUGUUGGGUUCCAUUGAGUGCCAUGGAGAAUCAGAACUUGGUGUCAGCUCCUUCUGAUGACCGUUUGUCUUGGUAUAGCGGACUUUGCUUCUUGGAUGCAGUUGAUUCCCUUCAACCUCCGAAGAGAGAGUCUGAGAAGUCACUGCUCAUGCCUAUAUGUGAUGUCAUUAAAUCUUCUAAAGGGCAGGUUUCUGCUUGUGGUAAAUUGCAAGCUGGAGCUCUUCAAAAUGGACUUAAGGUUCGGGUUAUGCCUUUGGGGGAAUUAGGGACUGUCCGGUCUUUAGAACGUGACGGCUCUCAGUCAUGCUCAACUGCCACAGCUGGUGACAAUGUGGCUGUUACUCUACAAGGGAUUGAUGAUCGUCAUGUGAUGGCAGGAGGCGUGCUAUGUGACCCUGAUGUUCCAGUUGCAUUUGCGAAACAUUUGGAAUUGAAUGUGCAACUUUUGGACGGGGCAAAGCCUAUGUUGGUUGGCUCUCAGCUGGAGUUUCACAUACACCACGCAAAGGAGGCAGCAAGAGUCGUGAAAAUAGCUUCAUUACUUGAUCCGAAGACUCUUAAAGUGGCGAAAAGGUUUCCUCGCUGUCUUCUCGCAAAGCAGGUAGCUGUUAUAGAGGUAGUUCUGCAAGGGCCAGUUUGUGUGGUGGAGUACUCCAUGUGUAGAGCUCUAGGGAACGUUUCUUUGAGAGCGUUAGGAAACACUGUGGCCCUCGGCAAGGUAACACGAAUAAUCGAGAAGCAGAAGUAG
Rosa rugosa (rugosa rose) is the source of this 1293-nucleotide messenger RNA. RefSeq lists its product as uncharacterized. The record is from RefSeq and is a predicted model, not a curated record. NCBI's taxonomy places the organism in Eukaryota, Viridiplantae, Streptophyta, Magnoliopsida, Rosales, Rosaceae. Gene Ontology annotation, biological process: translation. Bases 1 to 1293 code for a protein of 430 amino acids. The transcript has a single exon. Gene Ontology annotation, molecular function: GTPase activity; GTP binding.